This is a messenger RNA of Caenorhabditis angaria, 2011 nucleotides long. The record is from the annotation of a GenBank genome assembly. Lineage: Eukaryota; Metazoa; Nematoda; Chromadorea; Rhabditida; Rhabditidae.
AUGCGGAUUCUAUUUAUACAUUUCGCAGUUUUAUUUACAUUCUGUCUAUGUUCAAAUAUUCCAUCUUCGGUUUUGGAGUUGAAUGAGAAAUUUGUGGAGGUCAAAAAUGAGGGAAUGUGGUUUAUUGAGGUGAGAUAAUGAAACUUUAAUUGAUUUUUCAUAAGAACUUUGUUUGUAGUUUUAUGCUCCAUGGUGUGCACAUUGUAAACGUCUUCAUCCAGUUUGGGAUCAAGUUGGACAUACAUUAGCUGAUACAAAUCUACCGAUCCGGGUGGGAAAAUUAGAUUGCACUCGUUUCCCGUCAGUUCCGAAUUCUCUUGGAAUCAAUGGAUAUCCAACACUUAUUUUGUGAGUUUUUUUUUUGAAAAUUCUCUGCGAGACCUCCAAAAAUGUUUGCGCCUUUGAUUUUCAACCCAUAACUUUUUUGAGAAUGUGUUUCAGAAACAAGUAAAUAGUUUUCCUAAUUCAUCUUGAUGUGAUUCAGAGUUUGUAAUUUCAUCUCUUCUCUUGGAAUAAGUGUAGUAGAAGCCUUGGCGUUUUCUUGUAGAAAAACGUGAAAAACUGGAAUCGCUGCGAGACCUCACCCUUUCGAAAAAUGUGUGCGCCUUUGAUUUGCUCAGAAUUUAGUUUAACUUUUUUGAGAAUGCGUUUCAGAAACAAAGUAAAAAUUUUCCUGAUUCAUCUCGACGAGACGAAUCAGAUGGUAUAUUCAGCGUUUUCUGAAAAUGCCUCUAACAUGUUGAGAAUACGUUGAAAAUCCGCUGAAAUCACCAACUAAUGUGUAAACACCGCGACGCACAAAUGCACAAAUUUGUGUAUACCGUAGUGAAAAUUAAUUUUAAAAAAUCAGAAUUUCUAUGUUCAGCUUCCGAAAUGGUAAACGUAUUGAUUAUCGUGGAAGUCGUGAAAGAGAUGCUCUUGUCUCAUUUGCUAAAAGAUGUGCAGCCCCAACAAUUGAAAAAAUAACACGUCGACAAUUGGAUAAAGUAAAACUCGAUUCUCGAACCGAUCCAUCUUUCAUAUUCUAUGGAAAACCGAGCGGCGCUGAAUACGAAAAAUUCCAAGAAAUCUCCAAUAAAAUGUUUUCGCUGGUCCGAUUUUAUAGUUUAUCAGAAGACAAGGAAAAUCAAGAGGGAUUCAAGACAAGAAUUUGUGUUUUGAAGGAUAAUGCUGAAUUCGAAUUUGUUGGGAAUGUUGAGGAAUUGGAACAUUGGGUGAAUAGAGAAAGAUGGCCUGGAUUUGUGGCGGCUUCUUCGGCGAAUUUGGCGGAAAUUGGGGCAAGUGGGAAACUUGUUGUUUUGGCGGUAUCAAAUGAGGUAUUUUGCAAAUUUUUGUGUGAUUUAAAAAAAUUAAAUUUCAAAUUUUUAGCUGGAAAAAUACAACACAUCAUCGGAAAUUCAAAAAUUCCACUCUCUGGUUGAAAGUGCGUCAAAAGAAUUGCGAAAAGAUCGAAAACUUUGGGAACGUUUUCAAUUUGCAUGGCUCGAUGGAUCUGAUUUAGCGUCACAAAUUCAAAUGACAACCAUCAAAGCGCCGCAUUUGUUUGUCUUCAAUUAUACAACUUAUGAAUAUUAUUUGACAGAAGAUGAGCCUCAAAAAAUGACGAAGAAUUCGAUUUUGGUUUUUUUGAAACAACUUGCUGAAUCUGUUGACAAGGGAACUGUUGUUGCGUUUGGUGGAAGAGAUUUGUUUACAAGAAUAAAGAGAAUGGUUUUCGAGUUUUAUUGGAAUAUUGCACAAAUGUUUGCCACGCAGCCACUUCUUUCGAGUUGUCUUUUUGGAGUUCCGAUCGCUUUUUUGAGUAUUAUUUGCUACAGGUUUGCUGAUUCUUUUUAGAAAAAAAAAAUAGAAUAUUCCUAAACUAAAAAUUUUCAGCAUUUGUUCUGCUGAUUUUUCCGUUGAUCGAGAUGAAUUCUAUCCAGAUGACGAAGAUCCUUUGUUAGACGAUGAAGAGGAAAGUGAAAAAGAAGACGAGGAGGAAUAUGAUGAGAAUCAUGAAAAAGCUGAAUAA